CAGUAACACCUGUUUUUCUUUUCUCAUUCUAAAAUAUGUGCAAGUCCAACGAAUACGAACGAAGACGCACGAAUUGUUACGAAAUAACCUUCUCAACGUGUGUAACAUUAGACUCAUCCCCUACAGAUAAGUUUGUUUUGCAAAAAAUUGAAUUGAAAGUUCGGUAAAAAGUUAUCAACUUAUUAGAUUUUUGAAUUAAAUUCAAGUUGUUCCAGAGAUCCGAUCAAUUAAUGUAUUAUUUCUAUUCUUUUGAAUUCAUUCUUGCUCGUAAAGAAAAGAGAGCUGAUGUGAAAAACUUUCGGAAUUUUCCUUUUUAUUUUGUUGCUCAAGUUUAUUUGCAAUCGUGUUGUGCUAUCGAUAUAGCUUUUUGUGAAAUUUCCGGUUAAAUUUGGAUAGCCUUUUCAAGAUGCAAGUCUUAAAACCUCACUGGAUCUCUCAUGAUGGGUUACCCAUAUUUUGUAUAGAUAUUCAUCCAGAUAAUUCUCGAUUUGUUACCGGUGGCCAAGGAACUGAUUCGGGAAGAGUUGUUAUCUGGAAUUUUGAUACGGUGCUCAAUGAAGAUGCCGAAUUCGAUGAAAACAUUCCAAAAAUGUUGUGUCAAAUUGAUAGUCAUUUAGCUUGUGUAAAUUGUGUACGGUGGAGUAAUUCGGGGAAAUAUUUCGCUUCUGGCGGCGAUGAUAAACUCAUCAUGAUUUGGUCAUUCGCCAAGUAUCCUCAAGGUAACAAUGCUGUAUUUAGCUCCAAAGGAAAAGUCAACGUGGAAACAUGGAGAUGUACUUCUACCCUAAGAGGUCAUUCCGGCGAUGUGCUUGAUAUGGCAUGGUCACCUCAGGACGUAUGGCUUGCGACUGCUUCCGUGGAUAACACUAUUAUAAUUUGGGAUGCAGCAAAAUUUCCUGAAAUUGUUGCUAUCCUAAAAGGUCAUAGUGGAUUAGUGAAAGGAGUCACUUGGGAUCCUAUCGGAAAGUAUUUAUCAUCUCAAUCAGAAGAUAAAUCAUUAAGAAUUUGGCGUACUGUAGAUUGGCAAACUGAAGUUGUGAUUACAGAACCAUUUGAAAAUUGCGGAACUACAGUAGCUUUGCGACAUGACUGGUCACCCGAUGGGCAAUAUCUAGUCACCGCUCAUGCAAUGAAUAAUGCAGGCCCGACUUCGAGAAUUGUUGAACGAGAUGGAUGGAAAUAUGAUAAAGACUAUGUUGGUCACAGAAAGGCUGUCAAUUGUGUUCGAUUUAGCAGCAAUAUUGUCCAACGACGUACAAAAAAGUCCAGCAAAGAUCUGCAAAUGUGCGUUUGUGCUCUUGGUUCUAGAGAUAAUAGUGUCUCGAUAUGGUUAACUGGUUUUCUUAGACCAGUUGUCGUGAUGGAAAAUUUAUUUUCCGGCCCUGUACUGGAUUUAUCGUGGUCUUCGAUCGGUCACAAUCUAUUAGCUUGUUCUUUUGAUGGUACAGUCGCACUUCUCAAAUUCACUGAGAAUGAAAUUGGCAAGACGUUGUCUAAGCAGCAAAAAGAUAUGCUGUAUGAAAAAGUGUACGGUACCUCAACCGUAGGAUACCGCCAUUCGAAUGCUCAGAUUAUUGAAAACCCAGUUCUGGAAAAAUUACCGGAAGAAGCUGAAAAAUCAGCAUCGGAAACUAUUCUUCUGAAUGAAAAUGAACAGAAAGUAAAUCUCACGCCCACCAAAGUUCCUUUACCUGUAAACAACAAGCAAAUAGAAACUAGAACUUCCGAUGGACGAAGGAGAAUAACUCCUAUUUUUGUCGCUCCGGCGCCAGAUAUAGGGGAAAGUCCUACACCUUUCAAAGCCAAUUCAGCGUCAGCACCUUUUUCAAGCUCUAGUGAAGAAAGAAGUAAAAUUGUAAUCGAGAAGAGGGAAGACGUAAUUGUUCAGCCUAAUGUCAGUACGAACUGUAGCGGUGUUGCAAAUGUAGUCGAGAAUGAAAUUAUUGAUCCCAAGAUUAUCAGUCAAACUGAAGCAACGUCUGUAGCUCCAAGCACGACAACUUCUGCCGUUUCUAGUACAGUUAUGAAUCAUAAAUCGUGGAAGCGUUCUUUAGAAUCUUCGUUGAACGUUGUUGCUGCCAAACAGCCUCGUUUUUCUGAUGUCGUGCAAGUGCAGGAUAAUCAGAUGAACGAUAAAAAAUUACCUAUAAUGGCUGCCGGUGAUAUAAGCCAAAAGAACAUAGUUCUGCCACCUAUGAGGAUGGAUAAAAAAGCAGCGAUAACGGUUCCUGAUAAUAGACGAGCAUUGUUGAUCAACGAAUCUCAUCCUGGUAUUAGAGGUACAAUUGCGAGAAUUAAAUUGACUUCGAAAGAAUCGGAUCUCUGGGAAAAUGUUUUUGGUUCCUUAAUCAUUGGUUGUGUUGCUAAUCGUGAAGUUAUUGUGAUUGCGUUAGAGAAUAGAAAUUUAUUCAUUUUAGAAACAAACAGUGGCAAGCACGUUCUUCCUCCUCUUGUACUAUCGGCAAGAGCAAGUCAUCUAUUACUGACCGAUAAGUAUUUAUUGUGUAUUACAUGCACAGGUUUACUCAGUUUAUGGGAUAUUGAUAAAUUGAAAGUAAUUGUAUCCGAAAAAUCGCUCUCAUCCAUAUUACGCUCAACACAAGAAAUAUUCGUAAACAAAAGUUUCAUUUCGGAACACGGAGUACCAAUGCUCGCCCUUUCCAAUGGAAAAUCAUACAUGUACUCGGUCGAUUUGGACUCAUGGUUACAAUUAGGAGAUAACACCGACACCGUCGUAUCAAAUUCUAUGCAAAAAAUGAGACAGAACGUUUUACGUUCGACAGAUCGGGCCGAAUCACGUUUCCCGUUACAUUCUUUGCAAACUCAAAGUCUGAGUUUCAACAACAGUUCGAGAUUACUACAAAACACCGAUAUCAACGUUUUAUGCACGUACACCUUUUUAGAACAACAAAUAAGCGCAGCUUUGGCAUUGAAAUCAGCCACAGAAUUUAAGCAUUGGUUGUUGACAUUGGUGCAGUUUUUACUCAAUCAAGGCGAAUCAAGACGGUUACGAUUGAUUUGCGAAGAAUUAUUAGGCCCAUGUCACGAACACGCUAAAGAUCCGGGAAAUAUUUUAGGUUUACCAAAACGUCAACUUCUAAAAGAUGUUUUAGCAGAGAUAAGCAAUAGUGUUCACGCUCAGAGGCUGUAUACUGAAUUUAGUGACCAGUUGAGUGCCCUAGAAGAAGAAGGCAUGUGAAUUACGGCGCGCUUAGCGAUUUUAAAGACUGAUAAUUUUUAAAAUUUAAUUAAUAGUCGUUCAUUAUUGGUCGAAAAAUCUGCAUUAUAAAUUAUGUUGUUUGUAUUUUUGUAUUUUUAUUUUUUAAUUAUUUUGUUAAUGAAAAAAAAAACGCUUGCAUACUCCAAAUUUCGCUAAAACAUUCUUGUUUGAUUUCUUAUUUUACAUUUUGUUACCUUUUUACGAAUUUGAUCUGGUAGGUUUACUUAUCUUGUAGAAGUUUGACUUCUUUUGUGUGUGAAUAAUUGUAUCAGCGUUUUACUUCUCUCGAAUAAAUAAUUGAUUUGUUGAA
Messenger RNA from Planococcus citri (citrus mealybug), 3530 nucleotides. RefSeq names its product protein HIRA (gene Hira). Gene Ontology annotation, biological process: chromatin remodeling; regulation of DNA-templated transcription; DNA-templated transcription. Bases 407 to 3199 code for a protein of 930 amino acids. Gene Ontology annotation, molecular function: protein binding; nucleosome binding. The transcript has 18 exons. Gene Ontology annotation, cellular component: HIR complex; chromatin; nucleus. The record is from RefSeq and is a predicted model, not a curated record. NCBI's taxonomy places the organism in Eukaryota, Metazoa, Arthropoda, Insecta, Hemiptera, Pseudococcidae.